Molecule: messenger RNA, 3561 nt
Organism: Talaromyces proteolyticus
Lineage: Eukaryota; Fungi; Ascomycota; Eurotiomycetes; Eurotiales; Trichocomaceae
Product: putative RNA polymerase II transcription elongation factor
Exons: 2
Coding region: 1-3561 (1186 amino acids)
Biological process (GO): regulation of DNA-templated transcription
Cellular component (GO): Cdc73/Paf1 complex
Molecular function (GO): RNA polymerase II complex binding
Source: RefSeq, a predicted model, not a curated record
AUGGCCACUCUCGAAAACGGCCAUGCAAAUGGCCUCGAUGACCUGACUUUGAACUCCGAGACGUUGCCUUUCUCUAUUCGUUUCUCUGACAUCCCUUCAGCCAUUGAUAUUCCCGCAUCGACAUUCGAUAGCGAAGUCGAAGUCAGCCUCGAAGAACUACCCGAUGACCCAACGGAGCUUUGCACUCUUUUAGAGAACGAAAAAGCUGCCAAAAAUUUCUGGGUCAUUAUAGCGUUAGCUUAUGCGAAGCAAAAUCAGCUCGACCAUGCGAUAGAAAUUCUCCAGAAGGGCUUGGCGUCUGUAGCACAUGGAGCAACAAAGGAAAAACUGGGGCUUCUUAACUGGGUAUGUUGGCUGUUGAUGCUUAAGAGCCGUCAAGCACCUCGAGUUGCUCCUGAAGGAACUGGGUCAGAAGUGAAAACCAAGGAUCACUACCUUCAGCUAGCAACGUCGACUUUGAACGAAGCGUCUCGUUUGAACCCAGCUUUCCCGCCACUUUUCCUUGCCCGCGGUGUCUUGUCUCUUUUACGUGCAUCGCUACAUCCUCCGAAACCUGCCAGGCCGGGUAUUCCAGAUAAUUCAGAGAGGGUCGAAGCGUUACGACAAGCUUUGAAAUGCUUCGAAGAGUCGUCCAAAGCCUCGGGAGGAAGGAACGUGAUGGCUCACUUAGGGCUAGCUAGAGCGCAAUACUCUCUGGGAAAAUAUGCCGAUGCGCUGAUGACGUAUCAACAUGUCCUUAUGAAAAUGCCUGGUCUCACUGACCCUGAUCCACGAAUUGGUGUCGGAUGUUGUUUAUGGCAAUUGGGUUUCAAGGAUCGAGCAAAGGAUGCAUGGGAGCGAGCGCUGUCUCUUAAUCCAAAGUCGAAGGUGGCAAAUAUUCUCUUAGCAUCUUAUUACCUUUAUAACAGCUCUCAGUAUCCAACAAGUGACCCACGAUUCGGCGAACUAUAUAAAACCUCCAUGGUUCACACACAGAAUGCUCUCAAGGUGGACAAAGAUUACCCUAUGACGUGCGCGAAAUUCGCCGCUUACAAAUUGAUCCGUAAAGAUUACAGAACCGUGGAGGCUUUGGCUCGCAAAGCCAUCGAGCAAACUGAUGUCAUGUCUAUUGCUAGUGAUGGCUGGUACCUCUUGGGGCGAAAAGCUCACUAUGAGGGUGAUAUGUCCAAGGCAUCCGAGUUCUUUAACAGAUCAGACCAAGCUCGUGGUGGUGGUGAUAGCGGUUACUUGCCAGGGAAAUUCGGAGUCGUCCAAAUGCAAAUCAAGUCUAACGAUCUUGAUGGCGCGAAAUUUCGACUGGAAAAAAUCAUUCAGCAGACGAAAAGUUUGGAAUGCAUGUCUCUACUUGGUGCUUUGUUGGCCGAGGAUGUUUUCUCUGCUCAAGCCAGCGGCAGCAAAGACGACAAGUCUGCUGAUGCAACAAAAGCCAUUAGUCUCUUUGAGUCUGUCCGAAGCCUCUGGAAAGAUUCUACGAAGAACAUUUCGCCCGAUGAGUCCGUGUUGAUAUAUCUUUCGCGACUUUACGAAACCAUCGCCCCAGAGAAAAGCAUGCAGUGCCUUGUUCAGUUGGAAGAAAUGCAAAUGGAACAAAUUCCUGACCAGGACAAACCACAAAACGUCGAAAAAGAAGCUUUGAAAGCCGCUCUUCUCGAAUACCUGCCCCCUCAACUCCUAAACAACAUUGGUUGUUUUCUUUAUCAAUCAGACAAGGUUUCGCAAGCUAAGGAUUUUUUCCAAUCUGCAUUGAACGCUUCCACGAGAUCUGAAGAAAGUGAAGGCGAAGCAACCGCAGAUGCACUUGUUAAUACAACUAUUAGCUAUAACCUUGCCCGAGCUUUAGAAGCGCUAGAUAUGUCAGAUGAGGCGAAGAAGACCUAUGAGGGCCUCCUUGAACGGCAUAGUGACUAUGCUGAGGCUAAUGCAAGAAUGACAUAUCUUGCCCUCCGCCAAAGUCCAACAGAUGAGGGUCCAAAACAAAUGGCCAAGUUGUACGAGAGUGAUUCCGCUAAUCUUGAAGUUCGGGCACUUUUUGGUUGGUAUCUCAGCAAAUCCAAAAAACGAGUUGCGAAUUUGGCUGAGGAUAAUGAACAACGGCAUUACAAGCACACAUUGCAGCACUUUGACAAGCAUGAUAAAUAUGCUUUGACGGGCAUGGGCAAUAUUCACCUUCUCACUGCCCGUGACAUGCGAAGAGAGACAGACCAGGACAAGGAAAAGAGACGUAAGAUGUAUGAACGUGCUGUUGAAUUUUUUGACAAAGCCCUCCAGCUGGAUUCCAAGAAUGCCUAUGCAGCUCAAGGAAUUGCCAUUGCACUUGUGGAUGACCGCAAAGACUACGCUGCUGCUGUACAGAUUUUCUCCAAGGUUCGAGAUACUGUCAAGGAAGCAAGUGUUUACCUUAAUCUCGGACAUGCUUAUGCGGAACUGAAACAAUUCACACGCUCGAUUGAGAGCUAUGAAAUGGCUCUCUCAAAGGAUCGAGGGCGUGAUACACAGGUCUUAGCAUGUCUCGGACGUGUUUGGUGGUUGAAAGGAAAGCAAGAAAAGAGCCUAGUAGCAAUGAAAAAUGCUCUUGAAUACGCCAAUCGAGCUCUUGCUGUGGCACCAGAGCAGGUGCAUUUGGAGUUCAAUGUUGCAUUCGUCCAGAACCAGAUUGCACUAUUGGUAAACAAUCUUCCAGAGACACAGAGAACAGUGCAAGAGCUACAAGAAGCUGCCGAAGGACUUGAAAAGGCCAUCGAAACCUUUGGGCGCCUAGCACAAGUGAGGAAUCCCCCAUACCCUCCAGGAUCCUUGGAGCAGCGAGCAAACAUGGGCAAAAAUACUAUUAGCAAGCAGCUCGAGCGUUCUAUUCAGAACCAAAAAGAGUUUGAAGAAAAGAAUGCGCUUAAAUUGCAACAAGCCCGUGCAGCCCGUGACGCGGAGUUGAAGCGUCGCGAAGAAGAAGUCCGCAAAGCUCAAGAGCUUGAGCUUGAGAGGAAACGUCAACUUGCAGAACAACGUCAGCGAAUGGUCGAGGAGACACAGCGAUUGGCAAUACAGAGAGCGGAGGAACAACGAGCUCGGGAUGCUGCUGAAUUUACCACGGAUUCGGAAACCGGAGAGAAACAGAAGCGCAAAAAGAAGGUGUCUAAGCGCAAGAAGAAGGAUGAUGACGAUAUUGUUUCAGAUGGACGAAGUGUGAGUGUGGCGCGGUCUGAUGGCGAGGAGGCAUCACCAGCUCCGAAGAAGCGAAGACGAUUGGAGCGUCGGGGAGGUGCGAAAGAGAAGCCGGGCAAAUACAAGAGCAGUGAACUCGUGGUUGACUCAGAUUCGGAUGAUGACGCUACUCCCCCAGUCGAAAAUGGCGGUACUGACUCUGCAGCUGAUGACCUGUUCAAUGACGACGAGAAAGAGCAAGAACCAGUCGCUACCUCUGGCGCAAAGGAACGGGGUCGUGUGCGAGGCAGUAAGCGUGUUGUUGAUGACAGUGAUGAUGAGGACGAAGAAUCUGCUGCCGUGGCGGCGGCUGUCAACAACGAUGAGGAAGAUGAGGAGAUGGGGGACGUUGAGGAUGAAUAA